This is a messenger RNA of Nasonia vitripennis (jewel wasp), 2076 nucleotides long. It is a transcript of the gene ric8a, whose product is annotated as synembryn. NCBI's taxonomy places the organism in Eukaryota, Metazoa, Arthropoda, Insecta, Hymenoptera, Pteromalidae. Gene Ontology annotation, cellular component: cytoplasm. The record is from RefSeq and is a predicted model, not a curated record. The transcript is spliced from 11 exons. The coding region runs from base 435 to 2012 and encodes 525 amino acids. Gene Ontology annotation, biological process: G protein-coupled receptor signaling pathway. Gene Ontology annotation, molecular function: G-protein alpha-subunit binding; guanyl-nucleotide exchange factor activity.
AUAUAAAGCAGUCAUACCGGCGUAAAUUAAUUUCUGGUGUUGAGAUGGAAAUCCUUUUUGUGCCUCGAUUUUAUCCUUGAGAUCUUUGACCUAGAAGAAGGGUAAAGCUAUGGUUAGAAAUAAAUUUAGCCAGAUAAUUAAACCGGUAAUGGUUUGUAGGAAUGCGUGAAAGUAUAAAAUGGAGUUUAGAAAAACGGUGCUGCUGCCCUCUUUGAUCAAGCUUUAUCUUAACCUCAAAUUCCGGGUAGUGUACUUCAAGAAUUGGUAUAUAUAGGUACUCUGCAGCUGUAAAGAUACAUAUGAUAUAUACAUAUAUAUGUAUACACUUACAAUAUAUGUUGGAUAAAAUUAUUUAAUUAUCCAAGUAACGAACGUAUCGCUACAAUCAUUGUUAUAAUGAUACUGUAAUAUUUGCUGAUAUAUUACAAAGAAAAAUGGAAGAUUUAUUUUUGAAAUUGAAAUCGGAGAAUGAUCAAGAUUUUUCUCAAGCUUUGACAACAUUUGUCAACAAUUAUGCCAGUGUAACCAAGUUUGAAUUUUUGGAUAAAGAAAAUUUUCGAAGUCAAAUUUGGGAAGCUAUAUUUUUACAUUUGAACAGUAAGGAACAAUAUUACAUUCACGAACAAUGUUUAGCUACGCUUAGAAUUCUCAGCCGUGAUAAAACAAAUUUAGAUAGCAUUUUAACAAAAGAAAAAUUAAAUGUGAUACUAGAGUAUGCCGGUCUUAAUAUUAAGCAAGAAAAGUAUACCAUCAGUUCAGUUGCAAAUGAAGCUCAAAAGUUACUAUGUAAUUUAUUAUUCAACAGUCCUAAAAUACAAACAACUCUUAUAGAGACAUCAUGUUUAGAAUGUGUCAUUGAUCGCAUUAGUAAAUAUAAUGAAAAUAAUUGUCACGAUACAAAAUUAUUCGAUGUGAGAAUAAUUUUUUUGGUCACUGCUCUAAACAUUUCUACUCGAAAUUUUGUAUGUACUGAAUUGCAUGGAGAUAUUCAGUUAAUAAAAAUGUUGGAAAAUGUUUUACAGUAUUAUAGUAUGGACAACAGGGAAAUAAAGGACAAUGAUGCAACUCUAACAUGUGAAAUUUUAAAAGCUUUGUUUAAUUUAUUUUAUCAACCAAAAGACUUGACAACAGAAGAAAUGGAAAUUUAUGAAAAAUUAGUAUUUAUUUUGCGAAAUCUAUGUUUUAAUAAUAGUAAACAACAUAAAGAAAACUUGAUUAGCAAUACUGUUAAUCUAUUGACUGUUAUACCAAAAAAUUGUUAUUCCAACUUAAUUGUACAGCUACCGAAUAAUCAACAAGAUAUUAUUCUAUACGAAGAUGUUGAUAUGUCCACAAUCAAUAUAUUGAUAAUAUUUCUGAAUAACAAAUUAGAAUGCAAAACUAAUUUAAUCGAAAAUUUAUCACCAAUACUCAGUUGUUUUAUUAGAAUGUGCAAAACUGAAAGGUUGAUUCGUAAAUAUACACGAAUGCAGGUGCUUCCACCUCUCAAAGACGUCUUGCAACGACCUGAAGAAGGAACAACCUUAAGAAAUAAGCUCUGCAAAUUACUUACCACUCCAAUAACAGAAAUUCGAGACCUUGUUGCAGAAUUUCUUUUUGUGCUUUGUAAAGAAAAAGUUGGGCGUAUGAUCAAGUAUACCGGUUAUGGAAAUGCUGCAGGAAUGUUUGCUAACAAAGGAUUAUUAGGACCAGACCAUGCCAAAGUUGAUUAUUCAUCUGAAUCUGAAGACAGUGAAACUGAAGAAUAUGAAAAAUAUAAAGAAAAAAUCAAUCCAGUUGUAGGAUGUUAUGAAAGUCCUAAGCCAAAUCCCUUAGAGGGUAUGACUGAAGAGCAGAAAGAAUAUGAAGCUAUGAAAUUAGUUAGUCUUGUGGAUCAGUUACAAAGGAAAGGUUUGAUUCAACCAUGUCGUGUAGGAGAGGAUGGCAAGCCAAAAGCAAUUGAACAUGUUUUAGAAUUAAAAGAGCAGCUGCCAAAACAACAAAUCCACAGACAAGAAUCUGAUUCAGAUUAAUAUGGUAUUAUUCCAGUAUUAACCAAUAUUUAAAUAAAAAAAUUUAACAAACAAAUAAUACAAA